AUUUUGCGGAGGGAGGGAAACAUGAACAUUAACUUAACAUCAUCAAACGACAACUCAAACACUCUCUCUAUCCACCAUAAUACUACAUUUUACCACAAUCAAUGUCCCCUCUAUUCUAUUCUAUUUAUGCUGCACCAAUAAUCAAUCACAUUCUCAGAAGAUAGGGUGUGGAAAAAUGAAUGAUGGGUUUGUGAGAGCUGAUCAAAUUGAUCUAAAAACCAUUGAUGAACAACUUGAGAAACACUUCAACAAGGUAAAUGAUGAUUCUUCUCAUGAUCACUCAAACUCUAUUGCUACUACUGGUGGUAAUAACAUGGAGCAAAGAGAAGAGUGGGAAAUUGAUCCUUCUAACCUCAUCAUCAAGAGUGUCUUAGCUCGUGGCACUUUCGGUACUGUUCACCGUGGUUUCUAUGAUGGCCAAGAUGUUGCUGUUAAAAUGCUGGAUUGGGGCGAAGAAGGUUACCGAACAGAAGCCGAAAUUGCUGGACUCAGGUCUGCAUUCACGCAAGAAGUCAUUGUUUGGCAUAAACUUAAUCAUCCUAAUGUAACUAAGUUUAUAGGGGCAACAAUGGGGUCAUCUGAAUUACAGAUACAAACUGACAGUGGUCUAAUUAGCAUGCCAAACAAUAUCUGCUGUGUGGUUGUUGAGUAUCUUCCUGGAGGUGCAUUGAAAUCAUUCUUAAUCAAAAAUAGGAGGAGGAAGUUAGCUUUUAAGGUUGUCAUCCAGCUGGCACUUGAUAUGGCAAGAGGUCUGAACUAUCUUCACUCUCAGAAGAUUGUCCACAGAGAUGUAAAGACAGAGAACAUGCUGUUGGAUAAGUCUCGCACCGUUAAAAUUGCUGAUUUUGGCGUUGCACGUAUUGAAGCGUCGAAUCCAAAUGACAUGACCGGGGAGACUGGUACACUUGGUUACAUGGCUCCUGAGGUUUUAAAUGGCAACCCCUAUAACAGGAAAUGUGAUGUAUAUAGUUUUGGCAUAUGUUUAUGGGAAAUAUAUUGUUGUGACAUGCCAUAUCCUGACCUAAGUUUCUCUGAGAUUACUUCAGCCGUUGUUCGCCAGAAUGUAAGACCAGAAAUACCAAGAUGUUGUCCAAGUUCUGUGGCAAAUGUAAUGAAGAAAUGCUGGGAUGCGAAUCCUGAUAAGAGACCUGAAAUGGAUGAGGUAGUUGCCAUGCUGGAGGCUAUUGACACAUCCAAAGGUGGAGGUAUGAUCCCUUUUGAUCAGCAGCAAGGUUGUCUCUGCUUCGGUAAGCGCCGAGGGCCUUGAUUCAUAGUCAAAUAAACCAUUAAGGAAUCAAUAUUUGUAUCUUUGGUACAAAAACAGACAAGAUGAGAGAACUAUACAGAAACAUGUCAAUUCUUAUGUAUAUCCAUUUCUUAGUUACCUCUUGCUGGACUGGCCUUGUAACCUUGUAAGAUCUUCAUGAUACUGCUGUAAACUUAUUUGCUAGGUACUCUCUUACUUCUACUUUCUGUCUCAUUGUGUUGUUUGCUUCAAAA
This is a messenger RNA of Medicago truncatula (barrel medic), 1500 nucleotides long. Its product is annotated as serine/threonine-protein kinase STY13. The transcript has 6 exons. Gene Ontology annotation, molecular function: ATP binding; protein serine/threonine kinase activity. The record is from RefSeq and is a predicted model, not a curated record. The coding region runs from base 176 to 1267 and encodes 363 amino acids. Gene Ontology annotation, biological process: protein phosphorylation. Gene Ontology annotation, cellular component: plasma membrane. NCBI's taxonomy places the organism in Eukaryota, Viridiplantae, Streptophyta, Magnoliopsida, Fabales, Fabaceae.